Molecule: messenger RNA, 951 nt
Organism: Aureobasidium uvarum
Lineage: Eukaryota; Fungi; Ascomycota; Dothideomycetes; Dothideales; Saccotheciaceae
Source: the annotation of a GenBank genome assembly
AUGAGCAUCGCCGACCAGGUCCAAGGCCUGAUGGACGACCUUCUCGGCCCAGAGCCCACGCCAAAGCGACGCCGACUUGACUCCAACUCACCACACUCGUCCGACGACAACGACCAAAAGCCCCAUCACGACACGCCGACCGACGCAGAGAAUGGAUACGCUUUCGAGGAAGAGUCGGAUACCGCAGAUCAACCCACCACCAGCAACGAGCAGACCCCGCGUGAACGAGACCAACAAACAGACGACUCUCGGCCAUUGGGCGUGCACUACAAGCCAUACAUGACUCUGAGAGGCCACAAGAGAGGUGUCGCUGCCGUGAGGUUCUCUCCAAAUGGAAAGUGGAUCGCCAGCUGCUCCGCCGACUGCACCAUCAAAGUCUGGAACGCUCAAACAGGAACUUUGGUACACACGCUUGANAGGUCACCUUGCUGGUGUAUCCACCAUUUCAUGGGCUCCGGACUCUAUAGUCCUUGCUUCAGGCUCCGACGACAAGUCCAUCAGGCUCUGGGAUGUCAGGACGGACAGUGUCUGAAGACGCUGGUCCACGAAGACAAUGCACCAGUCACAUCAGUACGCUUCUCGCCCAACGGUAAAUUCGUGCUUGCAGCGACACUGGAUUCAAGUGUCCGGCUGUGGAAGUAUGUCGAAGGGCGAUGCAUCAAGACAUAUCAGGGCCACAAGAAUCAAAAGUUCAGCAUCAACGCGUGUUUUGGAACAUAUCACAGCGAGGAGGAGAAGGAAGAGGAUGAAGAGGAAUCAGCAUUCGCCAUGUGCGGCGACGAGGAGGGCAAGGCGGUGAUAUGGGAUGUCAAUACGAAGAAGGUGCUGCAGGUCUUGAACGGACACGAAGAUGUGGUGCUCGGGGUUGACAGCAGCCCGGACAGCGUCAUGGUAGCGACAUGUAGUUUGGAUGGGAGCGUCAGGGUGUGGAAGAACAGUCCUGAUAAGUAA